Molecule: messenger RNA, 885 nt
Organism: Haliotis rubra (blacklip abalone)
Lineage: Eukaryota; Metazoa; Mollusca; Gastropoda; Lepetellida; Haliotidae
Product: protein draper-like
Exons: 7
Source: RefSeq, a predicted model, not a curated record
AUGUGGCUGCUCUAUGUGGUUGUGCUGUUCUUGCUGUUCACAGUAGUUGUUGGAGAAUGCCAUUGCUACAAUGCAAGUACCUGCACAAGCAAUUGUGGCCGAAACGGCGGUUGCAUCAAGGGAUGGUUCGGUCCGACCUGCCAGAAACAAAACGUUGCACUGCUAAGACCUGCAACUCAGACCUCCGUCUACUAUGAACCUUUUGAAACGUCCCAGCCACUGAACCUCAAAGCGGACUACGCGGUGGAUGGAAUAGUUUCAAAUCGUUUCAAUGACAGUCCAUGUGCACACACUGACGGUGGAGACAUGACUCCAUCAUGGACUGUAUUUCUCAAUACAAGCAGCCAUGAUAAAAUACACCACAUGAAACUCUAUCUUCGCACAACAUGGCCAAAUCGAAAUGAUGGCAUGGUGAUUCUGGUGGACGACCAGAUCUGCUACGAUUGGUCAUCAACUGAACGACCUGAUUAUGUCACAGACGUCACCUGCAGACAUCCACUAUCAGGAACCUCAGUUACCAUACGGACACCACAGGAGUUUCUGACUCUGUGUGAGGUGCAGAUAUUUGUUUGCAGUGACGGCUGGUUUGUCGACUACUGUGACAAACGAUGUCACUGUCUGGAUAACAAGGAAGUAUGUGACAAGAUCACUGGACAUUGCUCUAGCGGAUGCAGUCAUGGAUUCACCGGCGCAAAUUGUCAGACACCCCGCGCCAUAAAUACUGACCCACGAGCUUCUAGUCCCAUAACUUUAGCAGUUGCAAUUUCAUGUGGAGUUGUCAUAUUGAUCAUUGUGUUGGUGGCUUCUCUGUGGAUCAGAAGGCUGCAGAUGAAAAUCAAAGCGUUAGAAACGACGCGUGAAGAACCAUACGCCUCUCUGGAUCAG